Molecule: messenger RNA, 720 nt
Organism: Talaromyces amestolkiae
Lineage: Eukaryota; Fungi; Ascomycota; Eurotiomycetes; Eurotiales; Trichocomaceae
Exons: 2
Coding region: 1-720 (239 amino acids)
Biological process (GO): intracellular signal transduction; protein phosphorylation
Cellular component (GO): cytoplasm; nucleus
Molecular function (GO): ATP binding; protein serine/threonine kinase activity
Source: RefSeq, a predicted model, not a curated record
AUGUCUCCCGCAAGAUGCAAUCUCCGCGAAGUAUCUUUUAGCCACCUUUUCCCUCUUGAAGCUGCGCGAGCUUUGUCGGGUGGUCUCGCGAUGGCUGUUGCAUCUGCGCAUUCUCGAGGCUUUGUUCACGGGGAUAUCCACCUUCGCAACGUGCUGUCGCCAUUACCGAACGCAGCAAACAGCCGCUUCCUGCCAACAUUCCGACCACCACUGGUUAUGCGACCUCCAGAAGCUAGAUUCGCACCAUUGUCUCCUCUCUCCUAUUCAGCAGACAUCUGGAGCCUAGCUUUUGCGAUAUGGGAGAUAAUCGGUAUGAAAGCUAUAUUUAGUAGCGAGUUCGCGACUGCGGAUGACGUAUUUGCGCAGCAGAUUGAUGUUCUCGGGGCAUCAUCUUUGCCGCCGGAAUGGUGGGAUGCAUGGGAACAACGAAGUAACUUUUUCUCCUCAUCGUCGGAUCAGAAGAUAAAAAUUCCAAGGGAGGAUCGGUAUGUCUGGCCACCGCUUGAUGAGGCCUUUGAGGAAGGAGUGCAAAAAUAUCGACGGCAAAGUCAAAAGGUGAAAGAGUUUGAUGAAGAGGAAAUGACAGCCAUUCUUGAGCUUAUGCGCCGAAUGUUCGGGUUUCGACCGGAAGAUAGACUUACUGCAGAUGAAGUCUUGCAAUCAAAUUGGAUGGUCAAAUGGGCGCUGCCUGAGUUUUUUAAGACUUUAGAGAUGAUGUGA